Messenger RNA from Pistacia vera, 291 nucleotides. Its product is annotated as NDR1/HIN1-like protein 13. The transcript has a single exon. The coding region runs from base 1 to 291 and encodes 96 amino acids. Lineage: Eukaryota; Viridiplantae; Streptophyta; Magnoliopsida; Sapindales; Anacardiaceae. The record is from RefSeq and is a predicted model, not a curated record.
AUGGCGGAGCGGCUCCCGACUGCCACUGAUCCAAAUGUGAACCCCAAUCAACCAUUUCUUCAUGACUCCAAUGACCCCACCUUGAGUUCCAGCACUUACGUGGUUCAGAUUCCAAAAGAUCAAGUUUAUCGCGUACCACCUCCAGAAAACGCGUUGAUCGUUGAACGUCAUGAUAAAGAGAAGGCAAAAUCCUGUUGUUCAUGCUGCAUUUGUUGUGGUGUGUUCAUUGCUAUUGUUGUUAUUGCUAUUGGGGUCAUGGCAGCCAUUACCAUUAUUUUUCUUAAAACUUAA